GGUGGGUAGUUCCGUGUUACAUUUACUACGUUACAUGUAGGCUACUUAAGUAUUUUUUCCAAUAAAUUGUACCUUGGAAGUAGUAGGAGUAGUUUUAAUGACGAAUACCUUUUACCCUUACUCAAGUACAUUUACGAUUUAAAACAUUUACUUAAACUCCGCUACAUUAGGCUACACACAUAUCGCAACUUUUUAUUAUUUAUAGACAGGGCCGUGUCAAUGUUUUAAUUUGAUAUUUUUCUACGAACCGGAAGUUAUUUGUCUGCGCCCUCAGUUCAAGCUCCGGUGCUAAACAGUAUCACAUGAACAACAGAAAAGUACAGAGAACACUUUUUCGUAUGACUUUAUAACACAAUUUCAACAUAUCGUUUGUAAGCAGUUUGAGUCGUCUUAAAGAACACGUUGGGUUUAUGUGGUGAUCCCAGUUUUUACGUUUUGAAGUUGUGCACUGUGAUGGUGAGUAGGCUAUAGGCAUCUCUACUCUAAAUAGAUGCGUCACACCCAUACAAGUGCUAGUUUGGUUGUUAGCAACGGACUUAUAACGUGAAUAUCUUUAGAGUACCCGUGUAGAUAAUACUUUGUCUUACAAGGCGAAGCCUUACUCAUCACUGACAACUGAAAGUCGUCACACAAGCAAGAAUUAUUCUGAUCAUUUGAAGCCUAUAGUCCCGAGUACAAUGGCGCUGACAGGCACAGGGUCUGGUGAUGGGGAGGACGGAGUCGGGGAAACCGACGUGAAGGUUUGUGUUCUUGAUGGGUUCAGCGACAGUGCUGAGGUGCGAUCCCUGUUCGCCAGUUUGCCUGAAAUUCACGAAGAUACAGCCAAAAUUGAAUCCGCAACGGAGAGAUUCGUGGUCAUAAUGGAUGGAUACCAAGAGCAACCUCAUCUUCUGGAUCCACACUUAGAAUGGAUGGUGACCAUGUUGCUAGAACAUAUCCGGAGCGAGAAGUCCCCGCCUCUGCUUGUGCACCUAGGAUUUAAAUUUCUUUACAUCAUUUCUAAGGUCAGAGGCUACAAGAUCUUCAUGCAGCUCUUCCCCCAUGAGGUGGCAGAUCUUCAGCCUGUGUUGGAUCUGCUAUGCAGACAAGACCCCAAAGACACAGAGACUUGGGAGACCCGCUACAUGCUUCUCCUCUGGCUUUCCAUGACCUGUCUCAUUCCCUUUGACCUAUCCCGUCUGGACGGUCAUCUGAGCUCUGACCCCGCUCAGGUCAGAGAGCCCGUUAUGGACCGCAUCCUCGCUGUUGCCAAGUCCUACCUAACAGUCAGCGACAAGUCCAGAGAUGCUGCCUCAGUGCUUGUGUCAAAGUUUGUGACGCGCCCCGAUGUGAAGCAGAGACGUUUGGGAGAUUUCCUCGACUGGAACCUCACCACGGUCUCCCAGGCCAGUGACCUUACUAUGGAAGGCACCGUCGUUCUGGAUGGUACUUUGCAGUCUCUGGCCCAAUUAUUCAAACAUGGAAAGAGAGAUGACUUCCUCCAGUAUGCUCCGACAGUCCUCCAGUGCCUGGAUCAGCGGCACCUGCCGGAGAGCAACCAGGCCAUGCUUAGGAAGCUGGGGGUGAAGCUGGUGCAGCGGCUGGGCCUGACCUUCCUGAAGCCACGCAUGGCCAAGUGGAGGUAUCAAAGAGGCAGUCGGUCCUUAGCUGUGAAUCUGUCCCAGUCUGUCUCCUCCAAACCAAUGGUGACCUCCACCCCAGAUCAGGGUGAGGAUGAGGACUAUGACAUUCCUGAAGAAGUGGAGAACGUCAUCGAGCAACUCCUGGUUGGCCUGAAGGACAAGGAAACCAUAGUGCGUUGGUCUGCUGCCAAGGGUAUUGGAAGAGUUACAGGUAGACUGCCAAAAGAGUUGGCUGACGAAGUUGUCGGGUCGGUGCUGGACUGUUUCAGUUUCCAGGAGACUGAUAACGCAUGGCAUGGAGGCUGUCUGGCCCUGGCAGAGCUGGGCAGAAGAGGACUGCUGCUGCCCUCCCGCCUGUCUGACGUGGUCCCACUGAUCAUAAAGGCCCUGACGUAUGAUGAGAAAAGAGGAGCCUGUAGUGUUGGUUCCAAUGUGCGGGACUCCGCCUGCUACGUGUGCUGGGCCUUCGCCCGGGCCUACGAACCUCCGGAACUCAAGCCCUUUGUCAACCAGAUUGCCAGCGCUCUUGUGAUCACUGCUUUGUUUGACCGGAAUGUGAACUGCCGGAAGGCAGCCUCAGCUGCUUUUCAAGAGAAUGUCGGCAGACAGGGCACGUUCCCUCAUGGUAUAGACAUCCUAACAGCAGUAGACUACUUUGCCGUGGGAAACCUAAACAACUGCUACCUGUCCAUCAGCGUCUAUAUUGCAGGAUUCCCAGAAUACACGCAGCCCAUGAUAGACCACUUGGUGGCCAUGAAGGUCAAUCACUGGGAUGGGGCAAUCAGAGAGCUCGCCACCAAAGCACUCCAUAACCUCACCCCCAAAGCACCAGAGUACAUGGCUGAGAUGGUGCUGCCCCAGCUGUUGCCCAUGGCAACAGGGAUGGAUCUGCACUGUCGCCAUGGUGCCAUUCUGGCCAGUGCUGAGAUCACCCAUGCUCUCUACAAGCUCAGUUCCCAGAGCAACAGGCCUGUGACAGAGCUGCUCUCCCCAGACACAGUGGACCGCCUGAGAGGCAUUCACCAGAAGAUCUCAGACAAGAAGCAGUACAGGGGCUUUGGUGGCGAGCUCAUGAGGCCAGCAGUAUGUGUCUUGAUUGAGAAGAUGUCUGUCUCCAAGAUGCCUUUUACGGGAGAUCCAGUCAUCUCGGGGUGGCAGUGGCUGAUUGAUGACAGCCUGAAGAGCCUGCACCUGUUCUCCAGUGGAGCCAAGCAGGGCAUCAAGGAGGCUGCUGUUGCAGCUCUGGCCGCUCUCUGUAAUGAGUACUAUCAGCUGGAGCCUGGGGUGGCUGACACACACAUGCAAGAGGUUCUGGUGAGCCAGUACAUUGAAGCCCUGAAGAGCCCAGAGGUGCUGACCCGAUGUGGCUGUGCUCUGGCCCUCGGCUCUCUGCCCAGGUUCAUCAUCCGCACUAAACUCCAGCAGAUCGUGGAGGGUCUUCAGCUGGCCUGUGCGUUCUCCCAGAAGGGUGUGGGCUUCACUGAAUCCAGGAGAGACGCAGCCACGGCUUUGGCACGGGUGUGUGUGGCAGUCGGGGUGGACGCUGACGGCUCUCCUGACUGUGUGCUGUGUGCUGGAAACAUGCAGCAGGUCUACUCCACGCUUCUGGACUGCAUGGGCGACUACAGCACAGACAGCCGAGGAGACGUGGGGUCAUGGGUGCGAGCAGCAGCCAUGACUAGCCUGAUGGAGUUGACCCUGCUGGUAGCCACCUCCGCUCCAGAUCUCCUCUCCCCUGACAUUAUCAAGCGUAUGAUGUGCUGUCUGGCCCAGCAGUCGGCGGAGAAGAUCGACCGCUAUCGUGCCCACGCCGGCGCCGUUUUCCUGGGUCUCCUGCACAGCCGCACGCCCGCAGUACCUCACAUUCCCCACCAGGAGGAGCUCCUGAGCAUCUUCCCUCCGGAUGGAGUCAGCUCUCUGAACUGGAAUGCAGCAUCACAGGCCUUCCCCCACAUCACCCAGCUGCUGAAGCUCCCAGCCUACCAGUACCACACACUACUGGGCCUCUCCGUCUCUGUGGGGGGUCUCACUGAGUCCACGGUACGCUUCUCCGCUCAGUCCCUGUUCGACCACCUGAAGGGGAUCCAGCAGGACGAAGCCGCCCUGGGCCAGUUCAGUGACACACUCCUGCGCAUCUUCAAAGACAACCUGCGCAAUGACCGGGUAUCGGUGCCUUUACUGAAGAUGCUGGAUCAGAUGUUGGCCAACGGCUGCUUCGACCUCUUCACCAACGAGGACAAUCAUUCGUUCGCUGUGGACCUGCUGGCUCUGUGUAAGGAGGAGAUCAAGAGGUCCAAAGACGUCCAGAAGCUGCGCUCCUGUAUAACUGUGUACUGUGGGAUGAUCCAGUUCCAAGGCAGCGUCAGGAAAAGUGUCCUGCUGCAGCUGCUGAUGCUGCUGUGUCACUCCUUCCCUGUGAUCAGGAAGGCCACCGCCGGCCAGGUGUACGAGAUGCUCCUCAUCUACGACGACGUGGUGGACCCUGCCGUCCUGGAUGAUGUCAUGACCCUGCUUAGUGACACUAACUGGGAGAGUAAUCUAGAAACAGUACGCACCCACAGAAAUCAGCUCUGUGACUGGCUAGAUGUACCCAGACCCACACUAUUGGCAAAGGGUCCUGCGCAGUAGAGUGGAGUCUUGGUCAGAGAAGUGGUCCGUGGGCGUGAUGUAACACUGCAAGCAUUGUUGUCUGUCUGUGCUUGUCUGCCUGUCUAGUGGUUGGGUAUCCUUCCUUAGAUUGUAUGAAUAUGGCUGUCACCAUGUUGAUCCACCAUGUCAUGUUUAGAAAUAAAUCUACACAGAAA
Molecule: messenger RNA, 4426 nt
Organism: Clupea harengus (Atlantic herring)
Lineage: Eukaryota; Metazoa; Chordata; Actinopteri; Clupeiformes; Clupeidae
Gene: tbcd
Product: tubulin folding cofactor D
Biological process (GO): post-chaperonin tubulin folding pathway; adherens junction assembly; microtubule cytoskeleton organization
Cellular component (GO): lateral plasma membrane
Molecular function (GO): beta-tubulin binding; GTPase activator activity
Source: RefSeq, a predicted model, not a curated record